AUGAACGCCGAAAAACCAGUGGAAGAAAUGGAUGUUCGUGAAGUGUUCAUUUUAAUAGAAAAGCACUUCAAUACUGAAGUAGCGGAAAAGUUCGAAGCCCAAAAGGUUGAUGGAAAAACCUUGGUCCUUCUCUCUAAACGUGCAUCCCAAGAACAGUACGAAGCCUGCGGCCUUCUUACAGUUGCCGACCAGCUAAAAUUAAGCUCCGUGGUCAAUAGUUCUGCCGAGAGCGGGUCCACUGGUUUUGAAGUGACGACAAUCAAACCCAAAAAGCCCUCCAAAGCGCAGCUGCUGCAAAUAAGUGAAACUGCACGAAGAAUUUACAAGACCAAGAGAAAAGCUAUCAGAACUGCGGCAAUUAAUAGAUGGCCUGGGAAUGACAUCCCGAAUUUUAAGAAGAACAAGAUCGCUGUUGACGAGUUGAAUGAUCUUGUUAAUGACCUCAAGGAGGAUUGCUCGUUUCCACCUUUAAACUUUGGCAAAGAGGGUAUCAAACAACAUAUCUUAGACGUUCUUAAUGAAAGAAGGAGACAUAAAAGGAAAGGACAUGACUAUUCUCAGCCGGAUAAACGGACUCUUAAAAGGAAAGUGGAUCAAGGAACAAGUUCUGACAGCACUAGUACUGAUAAUGAUAUUGGUGGCUCAAGUUCAGCUAGUGGAUCAAGUGCUGAUCAUGAAGAGAUUGGAGACUCUGAAGAGACAAAUAACUCUGGAGACACAGAAAGUGUAGAAGAAUCCGAUGAAAACGAGGAUCUUGAUGAGGAUACUGCCAAGUUGGUUGUGUGCGUGGCCUUUAAUGCAAUUCAAAUAUCUCAAAUUUCACGAACCCAGCUGCAGUCUUCAGCAAAAGCUCUUAAAAUUACAACAAAAAAGAAAGAGAAGAACGAUCUAGUGAAGAUAGUUGCUGAAGCACUUGUAGAGAAAGGAUUUGUCAAAGUGUUAAAUGGACACUCCAAAAAGGUCUCACGAGAUGACAUUAAAAAAAUUAAACCAUUUUAG
Messenger RNA from Pocillopora verrucosa, 999 nucleotides. NCBI's taxonomy places the organism in Eukaryota, Metazoa, Cnidaria, Anthozoa, Scleractinia, Pocilloporidae. The record is from RefSeq and is a predicted model, not a curated record.